Messenger RNA from Pseudoliparis swirei, 4136 nucleotides. RefSeq names its product homer protein homolog 1 (gene homer1). Gene Ontology annotation, molecular function: G protein-coupled glutamate receptor binding. Gene Ontology annotation, cellular component: plasma membrane; postsynaptic density; cytoplasm. Gene Ontology annotation, biological process: G protein-coupled glutamate receptor signaling pathway; regulation of store-operated calcium entry. Bases 1071 to 2150 code for a protein of 359 amino acids. The transcript is spliced from 9 exons. The record is from RefSeq and is a predicted model, not a curated record. Lineage: Eukaryota; Metazoa; Chordata; Actinopteri; Perciformes; Liparidae.
GGAUGAGCCGGCCGAUGGAGCACCGGGGUCAUACAUUAAAUCCUGAUUUAACGCUCGUCUUAAAUGACUUCAACAAUCAAGUGGGGAAAAAAAUAAGACAUUAAAUUAAAUUAACUGGUGCACAUUAAUUUACGCCAUUUACGUCGGUGAAGCGGAGCGUGCUCGAGGAGGACGGUGAUGUCAAAUCCCCGCGCGUGCACCGAGUGUUUUCUGUCUUUUCUCCAGAAACACCGGAGAUGAAGCCCUCGCUCGAAGGACGACGGCCACCAUGCAAAGAGGCGUUCAAGGUCCCACGAAGCGGCAGUUAAAGAACUCUCCAAUGCCGCGCACUCGGUAGAGGGAUUUUUUAAAUUUAUUUUUUAUUUUAAUGGAAACUGGACUGCAAAGAAGAGCCGGGUGACUGAAAGUGGGAUUAUUGAACACUCCGGUUAUGGUGUAUUUUUUUCGGCUGAGGACAACCACCCCAAACGUGGACCAGAGUGUCCGUUUUUCCCGGUGUUGUAACGCUACAAACCAGGAACCGCGAACCGAGUAACGCUACUUAAUAUCAUUUAUAUAUCCUUUGCGUUAUUUUACCACCAGGACCGCUUUUUUUUGGCGGGGUAGAGAGGGGUUUGUUUCUUUCGACAUGUUAUAUUUGCAUGUAAAAAAAGAAAGAAGAUAAUAUUACUUCGCAAGCUUAACGUGGUUAUAAAUCACAGCACCCUUCCCUGUCAGCGUUGCCCCGAAUUUCAGUCCCGCGAUGUUAAUCCUCCCUUGCGAGGAGCCGUCCUCCGUCACCAUGCAUGCCCGGACACGUUCGCUUUGGUGAAGCCGACAAACAAAACACACAAGAAUGCACCUGAGGGCAUAAACGUCACCGGCACCGGCACCGAGCCCAAUGUCUGGACCGAGAGCGGCUCCGUGGCCGUGAGAGCCUCACACCAAGCGGCUUUAGUCGGACACAGAGCGCGGGAGAGAGCGGAGGGGGGGAACCAGGAGCUGAAGCUUCAGGAGCCGACUCACACCGCCCUCAAGAGACCCGAGAGGAGCGUGUUUGACUCAACUAAAGCCUCCAACAUCCUGCAAAAAUGGGGGAGCAGCCCAUCUUCAGCACCCGGGCCCACGUCUUCCAAAUCGACCCGAGCACCAAGAAGAACUGGGUCCCCACCAGUAAACACGCCGUCACCGUCUCCUACUUCUUCGACAACACCAGGAAUGUGUAUCGGAUCAUCAGCCUGGAUGGAACCAAGGCCGUCAUCAACAGCACCAUCACGCCCAACAUGACCUUCACCAAGACGUCGCAGAAGUUCGGCCAGUGGGCCGACAGCCGGGCGAACACCGUGUACGGCCUCGGCUUCUCGUCCGAGAGCAACCUGGCCAAGUUUGCAGAAAAGUUUGCCGAGUUCAAGGAGGCGGCGAGGUUAGCGAAGGAGAAGUCUCAGGAGAAGAUGGAGCUCACCAGCUCUCCCUCCCAGGAGUCGGUGGCAGGUGACCUGCUGUCACCUUUGACCCCGGAGAGCAUCAACGGCACAGACGACGAGAGGGCCUCGCCUCAGCACGCCGAACCCCGAGCACCGCCUUCCCAGAAUGCACUGUGCUUCUCUCACAGUUCGUCCAACGUCAACAAGCACUGGGAGGCGGAGCUGGCGGCGCUCAAGGGGAACAACGCCAAGCUGACGGCGGCGCUGCUGGAGUCCACGGCCAACGUCAAGCAGUGGAAGCAGCAGCUGGCGGCGUACCAGGAGGAGGCGGAGCGGCUGCACAAGCGGGUGACGGAGCUGGAGUGCGUGAGCGGCCAAACCCCGGUGAUCCAAUCCCAAAAGACGGAACUCAACCAGACGAUAGAGGAGCUGGAGUCGGCCCUGAGGGCCAAGGAGGAGGAGCUGGAGAGGCUGAGAGUGGAGGUGGAGGUGGAGGUGGAGGUGGAGAGCGCCGACGAGUUCCCGUCUCAGAAGGACUCCCUGACGCAGAAGCUGCAGGACACGGAGGCCAUGAACCAGGCGCUGGAGGCCCGGCUCGGCGAGCUGGAGCGGCGGCGGCGGAGCGAGCAGCGGGAGCGGGCGGCGUUCCGCCAGAGCCUCCGAUCGCUGCUGCAGCUGCUGGACGGGAAGCUGCUGGAGCUGACGGAGCUGCGGGACGCGCUGGGCAAGCUCCUGGAGAGCAGCUAGGGCGGAGGAGACGCGGCUAGGGUGGAGGAGACGUGGCUAGGACCAAGGAAACACAGCUAGGGAGGAGGAAAUGCAGCUAGGGUGGAGGAGACGUGGCUAGGGUGGAGGAGACGCGGCUAGGGUGGAGGAGACGUGGCUAGGGUGGAGGAGACGCAGCUAGGGUGGAGGAGACGUGGCUAGGGCCGAGGAAACACAGCUAGGGCGGAGGAAAUGCAGCUAGGGUGGAGGAGACGUGACUAGGGUGGAGGAGACGCAGCUAGGGUGGAGGAGACGCAGCUAGGGUGGAGGAGACGUGGCUAGGGUGGAGGAGACGCGGCUAGGGUUGAGGAGACGUGGCUAGGGUGGAGGAGACGCGGCUAGGGUGGAGGAGACGCAGCUAGGGUGGAGGAGACGCAGCUAGGGUGGAGGAGACGUGGCUAGGGCGGAGGAGACGUGGCUAGGGCGGAGGAGACGUGACUAGGGUGGAGGAGACGCAGCUAGGGCGGAGGAGACGUGGCUAGGGCGGAGGAGAUGUGGCUAGGGCGGAGGAAACACAGCUAGGGCGGAGGAGACGCAGCUAGGGUGGAGGAGACGUGACUAGGGCUGAGGAAACACAGCUAGGGCGGAGGAGACGCAGCUAGGGUGGAGGAGACGUGACUAGGGCCGAGGAAACACAGCUAGGGCGGAGGAGACGCAACUAGGGUGGAGGAGACGUGACUAGGGCCGAGGAAACACAGCUAGGGCGGUGGAAAUGCAGCUAGGGUGGAGGAGACGUGGCUAGGGCCGAGGAAACGAAAUUGAGUGCGUCGUCACCGACAUGCAACUUGAGAGAGAGAGAGAGAGAGAGAACGCCGUUUGCUGGGAUUUGUUGUUGUUGUUGUUGUAUUUUGCUCCGAGUCAGUGGAUUAGAGGCGAGCUGCGUGUCACCGGACUGACUGAUUGUUCGCUUCCCUCCAUCUUCUCUCUUCACUCGCGAGUCGGACUCGAGCUUUUCCCACGCUCCGAUUCCUCGAGAGUCGGUCGGCCUCUGGAGGCUGAAGACGAAGAGGCGAAGAGGCGAAGAGACUAAAGGUUCCUCCUGUGACUGAACUCCACCGAGGGACUGCCAAAAAAAGACUCACACUUUGUUUGUGUUUCUUUAAAGGGCCGGCGAGGACAUCCGUCUGAUAUUCUUAUCCCAUAUAUGAGCAAUAUGAAUAAAAAAGGGAGCAUCAGAGGGUAAAUAAACUCGUCUCUCACCUUCAGGUACUUUUACUCCUCGGAUACGUUUAGACCACAAGCGAGAUGUAACUCACUUUCUUUAUAUACUAUUCUUUUUUUAAAGAAUAUAUACAAAUUCAUAGUGCACUUGUAAAAAUGGAGUUUGUGUGCGUGAAUCUUUCUCGUUUCUGUUGGAGUGCAGCGAUUGAAUCCUUUUUAGUUUUGUUAAUUUAUUACUAAAUAUUUCUGAAGAUGAAAGUCAAACACAUGCAAAGAUCUUUAUUUGAAUUUUUGUUUUCACUUUUUUUUAAUGUCUGGUUUGUUGGUUGUUGACUGGUAGUUUUGUUGUUUUGGAAAAACUGGCAAUAUUUUUGAACUUUUUAUGAAAAUGAAAUGAAUAUAAAGAAGGCGGUUGCCGGUCGGAUUUGGAGAGAAUCUUCUUUCUUUUGCCAAAUAGUUUUUUUCUUGUACAGAAUUGAGCGGCUGCCGUUGCCUUCGGUCCGGAGACGAGACGACUAGCGCGACUUUAUUUUUUGUGGGAUUUACUAUUGCCAAAAAUUUGUAUAAGAAUAGUACACACACACACACACACACACACCUGAAGAACACUAUUUAAGGGCUUGUUGUUGGUUCGGGUUCAUUUGGGAGACUUGAAAUGAUUUUAGCGGCGGCUUUAUCGUGUUGAAAAUUAUGAAUAUUAAAAAAACAUUUGAAUAAAGACUUUUAAAUGUUGAUUAUAUAUACCACAUGCUUAAAAAACACAAAUUGUAAUUUUGAGUUUAUAGUAAAAAAAAUAAUGCAAAUCGU